UGAGAGGAGCCUGUUUAAUAUGUAUUUACAUUUAAGGUGCGUGUCCUUCAAUUUCUUUGCAGUCCGGUUAGCAUUUUACUACCAAGUUGUUUAUUCAUUCACUUUAUUUAUUUGUUUAUUUCACUGAGGCGCUGUUGGGUGUGAACAACAGUACAUGGGUAAUGUAGUGCAGUGUAGAACGUUUCCGUUGUUAUUGUGCGGGAAGCGUACUACAUUACCCAUGGUGCACUGUGAAGCGGGUGUGACGACACGCAAACGUCCGAGAAAGUCUCAGAACCAAAACACGGGGUAUGAAGUGUUUCGGUCGGGUUUUCGGCGUCCGUUAGAGUGGAAACGUCGCGGACGGGUGAGGAUGUGACAGAAAGUGUUCUUAUUGUGCUGAAAUAGGCGGGCUUGUGUUAAAAAGGGGCCUAAAGUAAUAAUAAUAUCAGUAAUAAUAGCACAGCGUGGUUUCCACUUGAGUCAUUGAGGUUUUAGGGAGUGAACCGAGCUGAGACGGCGGACUGAAGCGCCCUGAACUGCUGCUUUUAGGCUGUGUUUCACGGCUCUGUGCUCACAGUCAGCUCGGUGUUUGGCUUGUUUCUUCAUGGUAUGCUGUUCACAAGACGCCUCUUAAGGAAAGCGGCGCUCAGACUGGCUUUGGGGGAGCAGAGCAGCUGACCAAUGACGGACUGACCACCUCAGGAGCUCCUCAAGGUUCUGCCCAAGACUGACUCCUCUUUCUUUCUUCCACAAUGCUGAGGUCAUGUUUGCUCAGAGCUGUGCAGCCAUGCAUGCUGGGUCUGAGAGGGGCGUAUGGGCGCACCAGUCCCAGGCACCCCGCCCUGCUGUCCCACCUGCAGAGAUGCUCCCUUGGAACCCACAAGCACAAAGAGAAACUAGAGCUGCUGAACUCUCCCAAAGGAGCCAAGGACUUUAUCUAUAGUCUUCACCCCACGGAGCGGAGUUGCUUACUCAAAGAGCUUCAGAGCUUUGAGUCCAUGGCCAUCGCUCAAGAGAGCGCCCCCUUUAGGCGAGGGCUCAGCAGGGACAAGGUUCAGGCGGAGGUGACUGAGGAGAAACUGGAGGCAUUGCCGCCGAACGCCAGCCAGCUGAGAUACGUGCUCCUUCACAACGCCAUCCCCUUCGUUGGCUUUGGGUUUCUGGACAACGCCAUCAUGAUCGCUGCAGGAACGCAGAUUGAGCUGUCCAUUGGAGUGACAUUCGGAAUAUCAACCAUGGCAGCGGCUGCUUUGGGGAACCUGGUGUCUGACCUGGCUGGACUUGGACUAGCAGGUUAUGUGGAAGCUCUUGCUGCCAGGCUCGGGAUGCAGAUUCCUGAUCUUACGCCCAAACAGGCCGACAUGUGGCAGACCAGACUCAGCUCACACAUGGGAAAGGCCAUCGGCGUCACCAUCGGUUGCCUUCUGGGGAUGUUUCCUCUCUUCUUUCUCAGUGAUGAAGAUGAAGAGGAGACAGUGGACACUCCACGUACUACACAAACGGACUCUAAGUAAAUUUUCAUAUAGUGUGCAGUAGACACAGCUUGAUUAACACUAUUCUGAACAUUUUCUCAAAAUUUCACUAACUUAUUGGGAGAAGUUCCACCAGGAAAGUUUCUUUUCUCUAUGAAAUUGAUUGCACUCAAGUUGUAGCUCCAAAAUGUGGUAGCCUAUUGGUUUUUAGAGUAUUUUAGUAUUUUAAGGUAUGGAUUUGUACCCAAAAGAGAUCUAGGUGUCUAUGGAGGGAGGGAUCAGUGCUGGUUAGCUAGUUACCUAGCUGUUAGUUAAACAAUCCCCAGACAGAUGUUUUAAGCCAGGACUUGCCAGCAAGUGCAAAAAUGGCACAGAACACGAAUAUUUAUGACUCACUUGCAGAAUUGCAACUUUUAGCAGUUCUAUUCAUCUAUAUUCUUUAGAAAUGAAUGAAAUUUUCAAAAAGGAGUUUUCUCAGAGAAUCAGGGUAUCGAGAUAAAGUACGAUUAUGAUUUAAUACGAACAAAAACUGCAAUUACAGCACAGAGGCUUGUUUUAUGUGUCUCUUAUCAACAUAAUUAGCCCAGAUUUUUUUUUCUUUUAUGUCUUUAUUUAACCCCUUAACAUGUAGAUCAUUGUUAGUCACAUUGUUAUUGCUGAUUAUUGUUAUUCAGUUAUUAACCUUAUGGAUUAUUAUUCAGUAACUACUAUAAAUUCUUCAGUAACUACUAUGCAACUAGUAUUUAUGUCGUUAUGAGAGGAGAGUGAGGAGCUAAGGUCACAUAAAGGUUUAAGGAAUCAACCUUUAAAUGAAAAACUACUAGUUUUAUAGCUUUGACAUGUUUACAGAUCCAACAAACAAACAAGCUGGGAUCCUUGCGGUAGGAGAGGUGAGACAGCAACUGGAAGAUGUAGGAUCAAAUCCCAGGACUGACUGGGUAUUUUUGGUUGGGCAGGGCACUAAACCCCCCCCCCACUUGCCCCAGGUGGUGCUGCCCUGCUGGCGACGCUGUGCUGCUCCCAGUCAACACAUAGUUAGGGAGCACAAUCACAGAUCCCCCCUGUAGGAUCAGCAGUAACUAUAACAAGCAAAAACAUAUGCAAGUCAUACAUAGAGCUUCCAUAGCAAUAUCAGACUGGAUAAUAUGCAGAUGUAAGCUGUGUGGGAUCAGUACUCUAAAGUAAAGUAAAGGUCUGUAUUUGUUGGGUAGAGCAGUAGAAGGACAGGCUGAUGUGAGUCUGCAGGUCGAGUUUUAGUUGGAGGUGAAGUAUAGUUGAGUCGGGUGGUUUCAUUUGUCCACAGAUGCAGCUGUAGUGUUUGUGAUUGCAGUCUGUGCUGCAGCGUUUUCUGAAAUACUGGACUGGAAUACAAGGUGCUGAUAAACAAACUGAAAAAAGUGCUUGAAUUCAAAUGUGUACAUGAUUAAAACAUCAACACAAGUUCUGCCAAAACUAAGUAAACUAAAACACAAAAUUGUGCUAAACGUAAUACAUUUUAUUGGAGUAGAAAUUGUGUACAGAUUUUUAUGAAGUAAAUUCAAUUAAGUACUGUUUUUUCAGUGUUGUGUGUGAUUUUAUAAACACUAUGGUUUUAUAUAAACAUGUAAUAUGUCCAAAAGUUUGUAGACACCUGCUUAUCUAGCGUUUCUUCUGAAAUCAAGGCUGUUAACAGGGUCUUUGUUCCUACUUUGCUGCAGUAACAGCCUCUACUCUUCUGGGAAGGCUUUACACUAGAUGUUGGAACAUUGCUGUGAGGAUUUGAUUGAGCUUUAGUGAGGUCAGGUACUGAUGUUGGAUGGUCAGUUCUGGAUCUCCAACUCAUCCCAAAGGUAUUGGAUGGAGCUCCAUCACUCCAGAGAACAGCUCCACUGCUCUAUAGCCCUGUGCUGGGCAGUCUUUAUACCCCUCUAGCUGAUGCAUAGCAUUGGGCAUAGUGACCUUAGAAUCAUGUGCAGCUGCUCCAGAGCUUCCAUUUUAUUGGUCAGUGCUUAUGGAGAUCAUACAAGCUGUCUGUGCCAUUGAACAUCGGUGUCAGCAGUGGAUUCACCUUGCAGUCGCUGAAUUCAUGCUUUAGAAGGGCUGUCUAGAUACUUUUGGACAUAUAAAAUAGAGUUUCCAGGGUACAGAUUAGGCAUAGCCACAUAAGUCUAUUUAAACUGCCUCUGUCAGUCCGGAUUUGAGUCUGGAAAACUGUUAGCUUUGAAUGAUGUCAUCUCAUGGCCUUUUCUGCAUGUACAUAUUUGACACCAGUAGGAAUUUGCAUAUCCAAAUUGCCAUAUCCACAUAGUGAUGCGUUCGGGGAAAGUGGUGCAUUUCCCAGCACAGAUUGGUCCUAAUCUUUGAAUAAAUUGCACUGCCAGUGGCAGUACCCUGUUUGGGCUUCUAUUUUAGAAAAGGAUUAGGCUUUAUCUGUGUGGAAAAGCAGCCCAGACCCAAAUGCAAAUGCAUUAGAACAGCUCGUUAUGUUGUACGAUAUUAUCUUAAAUGAUUUCAUUUGAAGGAAAUGUAUGCUUUGUUUUGUGUCUGAUAUUUUAUGGUUUUGAAGGAUUUUUCUUGCCAUUCGUCUGGUUUUCGGAGUUGUUCUCGAUCAUGACACUGAAGUUGUUUGUGUUAUUGAUUGUCAGUCAGGUACUGCUGUAUCUGAUUGUAUUCGAUGGAUACCGUCUGUAUUUCAUAGUCAAACAUCAGUAUGUUCAAGUUCUUUAGUCCAUGAGCAAAGAGGACCACACAGUGUUGUGUGGCUAUUAAUAAUCAAGUACAUUGGGAUUUUUAUUAUUUUUCAAUUACCAGUUUGUGGUUUAAUAAAUUAACUGAUUGCAAAAA
Colossoma macropomum (tambaqui) is the source of this 4277-nucleotide messenger RNA. RefSeq names its product transmembrane protein 65 (gene tmem65). The coding region runs from base 735 to 1496 and encodes 253 amino acids. The record is from RefSeq and is a predicted model, not a curated record. Gene Ontology annotation, biological process: cardiac ventricle development; regulation of cardiac conduction. Gene Ontology annotation, cellular component: mitochondrion. The transcript is spliced from 9 exons. Lineage: Eukaryota; Metazoa; Chordata; Actinopteri; Characiformes; Serrasalmidae.